Molecule: messenger RNA, 1182 nt
Organism: Chelonus insularis
Lineage: Eukaryota; Metazoa; Arthropoda; Insecta; Hymenoptera; Braconidae
Product: neuferricin
Exons: 4
Coding region: 182-1012 (276 amino acids)
Cellular component (GO): endomembrane system; membrane
Source: RefSeq, a predicted model, not a curated record
AGUGGUGUCCACGUGUUUCAAAUACCUCGCUCCAACUUCGAUACCUUUCUCAUGAAGAGACAUCAGACGAUUUCACACAUAUCUCAUGAAGCGUUAAACAGUGUUAAAGUUAUUAGAAAACUAAUAAUUAAUCCCAUAGUAUUUUAUGUUGACGGUUUAAUUCUUUUAGAAGGAAUCAAUUAUGGCUCCUAAACUAAAAAUGUGGAUUCCUGUGAUUUUAGCAAUUUGUUGGUCGUUGUAUUUAAAUGAAUGGAGCAGAGAAAUUGUUUAUAAAUUAAUAGAAGGUGAUUUUUCGGGUGCCUAUUUACUAUAUGAAGGUGAAAAAGUUAAACAAAAAGAUACUAGGCUUAAUGAAGCAACAGAAAAAUUAUUUAGUCGUGAAGAAUUAGCAAAAUUUAACAAUAUAGAUGACGGUUUAUAUUUAUCGAUUUUGGGUCAAGUUUUUGACGUUUCUAAAGGUAAAGAGUAUUAUGAAAAAGGAUCCACGUAUCACGCCUUUACAGGUCGAGAUGCCUCUAUGGCAUUUUUAACCGGCGACUUUACUGAAGCCGGAUUGACUGAUGAUAUCUCGUCACUAAAAAAUUCUGAAGCCGCAUCUUUACAUAAUUGGUUAAAAACUUAUCACGAAAAGUAUAUUUAUAAAGGAAAGUUAAUCGGUAGGUUUUAUGAUGAAAACGGAAAACCAAAAAAAGACCUGCUUGUAUUUGAAGGCAAAGUAAAAGAAGCCCAAAAAGAACAAUCGGCUGAAGAAGUAUUGAAUAAGAAAUUUCCACCCUGUAAUGUUGAAUGGAGUAAAGAGCAAGGUACCAGAUAUUGGUGUUCAUCUUUGAGUGGCGGAAUUUCUAGAGAUUGGACAGGAGUUCCGAGACAAUUUUUAGAAAAUCCAUCAUCUCAACAAAGAAGAUGUGCUUGUGUUAAUUUAGAAAGUCUGGACUACUUACAUGGUAAAGCAAACUUUCGAGAAUAUGAAGACUGUGCAUCAGAUGCAACAACAUGUAUCGUAAAAAGUUAGUUAUUUUGAUAAUUUCAUCGUUAAACUGUUGUUAUAAAUUUUGUAUGCACACUUAAAUUUUCUACUUAAUCAUUGGUGAUGGAUUUAUUUUGUUGAUAAACAGAAUUAGAAUCUCAUUUGUAAAAAUUUGUAUAUUACAAUAAUUUAAUAAAGUACACAUUUUUGCGAUA